Molecule: messenger RNA, 3613 nt
Organism: Pangasianodon hypophthalmus (striped catfish)
Lineage: Eukaryota; Metazoa; Chordata; Actinopteri; Siluriformes; Pangasiidae
Product: regulator of G-protein signaling 9-binding protein
Exons: 1
Coding region: 718-1446 (242 amino acids)
Biological process (GO): G protein-coupled receptor signaling pathway; detection of light stimulus involved in visual perception
Cellular component (GO): photoreceptor outer segment; neuron projection
Source: RefSeq, a predicted model, not a curated record
GAUGCGCGUCCACGUGAGCUUCUAGCGGUAUUUAAUGGGCAGCGGCUCUGAAGUGAACAUCUUUCUGCUGAAAAAAAAAAACACUAAAUAACCCAGAACACUAAGGGGAAAAGACAAUAAAUGAGCAUUUAAACGAUUUUCGGACCCAAGAGUAAGCGCAAGGCGGUUUAUUGCGCAUACGCGGAUGGUCUCCUGUAGAUUUUUGUCCAUCAGAAGGAUUUUAUUAGCAUGUAAGAUGUUUUUGUGAGCAGAUGAGGACACGUUGCGUGUUUUUUUUAAGGAUUAUGAGCCAGGGAUUGUGUAGGAUAUAUUCAUGACGGUGAAAAACAUUGAACUUUGUCGUGUUGGGCAUUAAGGUGUAACGCGUAAACGCCGCGGCGCACCGUAGUGUAGUGUAGUGUGUAGUGUAGUGUGUAGUGUAGUGUGUAGUGUUUAGUGUGUAGUUUAGUGUGUAGUGUAGUGUAGGCCACUGACGCCGACUUUAAUCUCCGAGGGCAAAAGUAAAGCUGUUUGCAGAUCCGGUUACUGCUAAGCCUGUGCGCUGUCUCGUCGGGAGCAUGCGGGGAAACAUGGCUGGAGAGGAGCUGAGCGAGACCAGAGCGCUGAGUGGAUCUGCGUGGCUGUGGCGCUGCCGUGGAAACUGAGGACGAGCGAGGCGCAGGUUUCCACCCGACACAUCCCUCCAGGAGAACUUUUCAUCCAUUUUUCUCCACAAAUAUGGGCAAAGACGAGUGCAAAACCAUGCUGGACGCUUUAAACAAGGUGACCGCCUGCUACAGGCACCUGGUGUCCGCUUUAGGGAGCACGUCGGACUCGCAGAACCUGCGGGAAGAGCUGAAGAAGACGCGGCGGAAAGCGCAGGAGCUGGCGGCGGCCAACCGGACCAGACUGACCGCGCUGCUCAAAGACAAGAGCAUCAGCAACGACGACCGCGCCGAGUACGAGCGCCUGUGGGUGCUCUUCACCAGCAGCAUGGAGAUCCUGGAGGUGGACAUGAGGAGGUCGCUGGAGAUCGGGCAGGAUUUCCCGCUCAAGGUGCCCACGCGCCACUUCAUCCAGACCGGCAUGACCGGGAGCACGAGCACGGUGGCGGCUCGGGCCAUGAGCAUGCAGAACAUGAAAUACGAAUCGGACGCGGGCAUCGACACAGCCGAUCUGAAAGACCUGGAGGCCGAGAUCGCUCAGCUCGACCAGAUGAUGGAGGAGAUGGAGAUGAAGGUGCAGGUGGCGCCGUGGGCGGUGGAGGCCAAGCAGGAAGCGGGAGCUGAACUCAAAUCCACAGUCAGCGUGGGAAACUCAUCCGUCGGUGUCAUCUCCAUCUGCGAAGAGGAACCCAAAGAUGGGGGCGAAGGUGAAGCUGGUGUCAUGAGGAUCUUCGCGGGCAUCAUUUUCACUGUGGUUUUACUCAUUGCAGGAAUUCUGGGAUAUCUGGUCGUCAAUCUUUGAAGUAGGAUCUUAUUAGAGUUGUGUGCACACUAAAAAAAAAAAAAAAAAGAUGACCUGCAGGAUUUAUUCUAGCCUGCAUAUUCACCUGGCAGGGUAUGUGUGUAUGUGUGUGUGUGUGUGAGUGAGUGUGGCUUGGACCUGAAAAACUGAAAAGCACAUUCAGUAGCAGUGUUUCAUGAAUCAGAGGCUGUUUUGUGAAUAUAAUGAAUCCAUGGGCCACAUUUCUAACUCAGUAUUAUUACACUGUAAACAAAAAAACCUGGCUGUAAAUUUUCCAGUAAAUUAUUGGCAGCACGGUUGGCGGUAAAGCACUGUAAAAUCUACAGUAAACAACUGUAAAACAUAUUUACAGUAAAGCACUGCAACGUCUUACAUAGGAUAAAAUAACAUAUAGUCCAGUACAUUUGCUCAUUUAGCUGAUGCUUUGGCUGAAUGUGCAACUGACACAGGACGGGAUUUGAACAUACAACUUUCUAAUCUGUAACUCAAAAGCCUUAUGCACUGAGCUCAGAUGGCUUACAUUGAUUCAGUGCAUUUUUUAGUGCGCAUUAAUUCAGUGGUAGAAGUGGUUGAAUCGAUUACAGAUCAUUGAGCUAUUUUGGUGGUUCAGUGGUUAAGGCUUUAAGUUACAGAUCAGAAGGUCAUGUGUUUAAAUCCCAGUACUGUCAAACUGCUAGAGUUGAGUCCUUAAGUAAGACUCUUAAUCUUCAGCUCGGUUGAAUCCUGCAUCAGUCGUACGUUGCUUGCUUUGUUUUCGAAAAUCAGCCAAAUGAGCAUAUGUACUGGAUUAUGUGUUAUCUUAUACUAUGUAAGAUAUCACAGUACCUCACUGUUGUGUUUUGCAAUUGUUCACUGUAAAUGUUACAGUCCUUCACUGGCAACUCUGCUGCCACUAAAUUAUUCUACAAUUUACAGCUAGUUUUUUAUCUAUUUAUUUUUUUUUUGCAGUGUAUGUUAGAGAGGAGGAUUUGCAAGCAAAAGACAAACUGAGAUGAUGUGGCAGAUUUAGUCAUUUUUGUGAGUGAAAUAGCAUCAAAUCAGGCCAGGCUCAGUGUUUACAAAAGGACCAGGCGGCUUAUCAGGGCUCUUGUGGAUCUUUGCAGAAAUAUCAUGUACAGCAAAAUUGAGAAAGAAUGUUUUCUUCCUUAAGGGAUACUAAAGAAACUGGUUCUAAUAGUUUCAGCUGUCGGUACAUCGAUUAGAAAUCUGAUUGCAGCCUAAUCCUGUUAGUUUAACCUGAACCGGAUCAGUGCCGUUAAAUCCAUAUAUAUAUAUAUAUGGACUCUAGUAGAGUCAAAUAGCCUUUCAUUGACUCUCUCUGUAGGGUCUGUAGAUUAAAAAUUUCAGUUUUUUGUAGCCCAGGGGUGUCAACCUCAUUUAAGGUGAGCUGGACCAAAAAAUUCAGAUUAGGGACCGAUAACACAUCAGGAACGCCCCUUAAACAUGUCCAUUUAUCUUCAUUUAUCUGAAAGCUACAAUCUAAAUGCACAAACACACUGAACAUGUAGUAUAUAACCUACAAAACACAUGAACACACUGCAAUUCAUUACCAAGACAACAACCUUUAUGGUCCAAAUUAUGGUUUUACUAUACAGCGUCUUGCAUAAGUGAAUGUUAAAACCUGGAACUGAAUUGGACUUAAUCAGUAAUAAAUGUCAGGUUUUUUUUUUUUUUUUUUUGCUAAUAAAGAAUUACAUACCAUUAACACAUUUUUUCAGUAGCUGAGUUUAUGACCCUGAGUUUAUUGCUCUAUUUUGCAUCCAAAAAAGAGACUAGCUCUUUGUUCGAAUCUUUAAAAUCAAUUACAAGACAAUUUUUAUUAACCCCUUACACCCUAAGGGUAUUUUAAAGCAGUUCCUGUUUAAAUGACAUCCCCAGAACUCAAGGCGUGAGUUUAUCUAUCUAUCUAUCUAUCUAUCUAUCUAUCUAUCUAUCUAUCUAUCUGUCUAUCUGUCUGUUUAUUUAUUACAAUGAUGGUCAAUUUAUUCAUACCAGUUGACAGAAAAGCUUUUAAAAUGUGAAGAAAAAGUAUUCUCAUCAGGUUUAAGGAUUUCCAGGCUAAGAAAAACAUUUGUUCAUAAAAAUAUAUCAUGGCAUUACAUGUGGCUACCUGAACCACAGAAUCAUUUUUAUCAAUGUUUAGAAUUUUUUAACGCAAUUAUUUUUU